This is a messenger RNA of Protopterus annectens (West African lungfish), 532 nucleotides long. It is a transcript of the gene OTOR, whose product is annotated as otoraplin. Bases 77 to 532 code for a protein of 151 amino acids. Gene Ontology annotation, molecular function: protein binding. The transcript is spliced from 4 exons. NCBI's taxonomy places the organism in Eukaryota, Metazoa, Chordata, Ceratodontiformes, Protopteridae. Gene Ontology annotation, biological process: cartilage condensation. The record is from RefSeq and is a predicted model, not a curated record.
UAAAAGACUGAGUACUGCAGGGGCUAGCAGACAUUUGAAAAAUCACAGAAGCUAAAUCCAUUGCAGAAAAGUAAAAAUGGGACAUCUUACCUUUCAUAUUGUGUGUCUUUUGAUCCUAGCUUCUGCAUUUCAUGUCAUUUAUGGGAAUUUUAUGGACAAACUUGCUCAAAAGAAACUUUGUGUUGAUGACGAAUGCUCCUUACCCAUCUCCCUUGUCAAGGCAGAGGAAGAUUACACUGCACCUGACUGCAGAUUCAUUAACUUUAAGAAAGGGCAAACUAUUUAUGUUUACUCCAAACUGGUGAAGGAGAAGGGGGCAGGAGAAUUUUGGUCUGGAAGUGCAUACAAUGAACAGCAGGCUGAUGAAGUGCUCCUGUAUGGAUAUUUCCCAAGCAAUAUAGUUAACGAACAACAUGUCUUCCAGAAAGCUGAGAAAGAACUCCUUACUACUGUAAGAGUUACCUAUCUUUUUAGUUUUAUAGGAUAUGAUGAAGCACAUUCUGUAAAAGCGCUAAUCCUUCUUGUAUAUUAA